UGAAAUAUGAUCGUCUCUCGCUCGUAAUAACGCAGCAGUGUACCACAGUUCUGACGUGCCGCACUUCUGCUUUUCGGGUCAGGGAUGCUCCACACAGACAAAGGCAGGAAGUGUCUGUGAUGUAGGUGGUAAUUAUCAUUUAAGCAGGACAACGGAAAACUUGCAGUUUUUUUCCAAAGCUUCAAUCCCCCCCCCCCCCCCCCACACACACACGCGCGCGCACAGACAGUGCCACAUCACAAGCCGCCGUUUUCAAGAAGCUUUCUGCGCCGCAACAUGCAUUCAGGAGUUUUGGUGCUGUUUCUCUCCUUGGCGAAGAGUUGCUGGUGCGCCCCGCAGCAGCAGAGCUGUGAUCCAGCAGACGAGCGUUUGGGAAGAUGCACUAACACCGAUGUGAAUGGAUAUGGAGAAAGACCUACCUGUACGGAGCUCAACCUGGGUUACUGCAAUGAUAUGGAAUACUCGAGAACCAUAUUCCCAAACAUCCUUGGCCACCGCAGUCGCAUGGAGGCUGAAUCAGGAGCUGAGUAUCUCCUCCUCAGUGUCAUUCACGGCCUGCUCAAUGGUGAGUGCACCCCUGAGAUACGUCUCGUAGGCUGCUCAGUGCUUGCCUCACCGUGCCAGAACAACAAGAUGAUCAAACCAUGCCGCAGCACGUGCGAGGCAUUGAGGAAGGACUGUAUUCAUGCCUUUGAGGCCAUUGAAAUGGCCUGGCCCUAUUUCCUUGACUGUGACCGCUUCUUUGCCAGUGAACAAGAGGGCUGCUUUGACCCACUGGCUGGGAUGAGAGCCAGACAAGAGGUAGCAAUGUCCAGCCUCUCUCCUGAAGAACCCAGCACCAUCAUCCAGUUCACCUACACCUCCAACACCCAGAUGUACGGCUUACUGAAGAGAACAGCAGCCAAGUGUUCCCAUAUCUCUCACGUCUACAGUAUCGGACGCAGCACCGAGGGCAGAGAUUUGCUGGUUAUUGAGUUCUCCAACAAUCCUGGAAGACACGAGCUACUGGAGCCAGAGAUCAAGAUGGUGGGCAACAUGCAUGGCAACGAGGUGCUGGGCCGCCAGCUGCUCAUCUAUCUGGCUCAGUACCUGUGUUCAGAGUAUACUCUGGGUAACCAGCGAAUCCAGACCCUCAUCAACACAACCCGCAUCCACCUUCUGGCCUCCAUGAACCCUGAUGGCUAUGAGCUGGCUGCCGCAGAGGUAGAGGAUAGCAAUGACCCGGAGCUCAGCAACCAGGAAGGUCACUUGCUGAACAGUUGGACCAAUGGACGAGCCAACGCUCAGAGCCUUGACCUGAACCGCAAUUUUCCAGACCUGACCUCUGGUUUCUACCGGAAUCGCCGCAGUAGGUUUUACCGCAUUGACCACAUUCCGAUUCCUGACGCCUAUUGGUUUGGAAAGGUGGCACCAGAGACCUACGCAGUGAUGAAGUGGAUCAGAUCGCUGCCCUUCGUUCAGUCUGCCAGCCUCCACGGAGGAGAGCUGGUGGUCUCAUAUCCCUUCGACUUCUCUAGACACCCCCAAGAGGAGAGGAUGUUCUCACCAACUCCAGAUGAGCAGGUCUUCAAGCAGCUGGCUCGCACUUAUGCCGACGCCCAUGCCACCAUGUCAGAUAACGACACGGAGAGGUGCGGAGCCUCUUUUUACCGAAACGGAGGCAUUAUCAACGGAGCACUGUGGUACAGUUUUGCUGGUGGCAUGUCAGACUUCAACUACUUGCACACCAAUUGUUUGGAGAUCACCGUGGAGCUUGGCUGUGACAAAUUCCCUUCAGAGGGUGAGCUUUACCCAGAGUGGAAGAGGAAUAAGGAAGCUCUGCUCAGUUUUCUUGAGUCUGUCCAUCGAGGGAUAAAAGGCAUUGUUACGGACGAAAAUGGAAAUGGAAUAAAAGGCGCGACAGUCGGUGUCAAAGGAAUUAGAAAAGAUGUCACUACAGCUGAAGAUGGAGACUACUGGCGGCUGCUGAACCCUGGUACUCACAUCCUGACAGCCACAGCCAAGGGUUAUUCCAGGGUCUCCAAGAGGGUCUAUCUGCCUCAUAGCAUGAACAAGGCCGGACGUGUUGACUUUGUCUUGAAAAAGGUUCCUGUGGAGCCAGAUUUCGACGACCACCUUUUCCCCACAGUGGACUCAUGGGAUCAAUUUGACCCCUACAACCAGUUUGAGCGCAACAGCGAUCCAGAUGUAACCGAAGAAGGGAUAGAGCGGCAGGAGAAGCCUUGGUGGUGGAACUACUUCUCCCAAUCUGGAGUUUCACCUCCACAGUGGCUGCUGCGAAAUGUCUAAACACAUUCUGGGACAAUGAUGACUCUAACAUAUACCACUGCAGAUGGAGACUGGUGAUGGACGCCACCACAUCCAGUCCCACUUGUCCUCCUAGAGGCGUCUAUGUAGCAGGAGCUGUGACACUGAAAUCCGCAAUAACACAAUAGAUUUCGGCACUUCCUGGAAGGAUGUGAAUAGGCUAUUUACACCAAGCACCACAUUUAAUCAUGGCUUGUGGGUGGAGUUUGGCCUACAUUAUUUUGCAGCUGCAAAUGAAUAAUUUAAAGUACAAAUUUGAACCACUGGGAAGUUAAGAUUUUUUCAAUGAUGUGCCAAUGAAGACCACAAAAUAAUGUGAUGCACUUAUUUGAACAUUGUGAUUAUAGAGCACGGUUUAACAUGCAUGGCAGCUGAAUAAAAUGUCAUCCAGUAUUUUGUCAUUAAAUACCACAGGUAAUUUCCCACCACAUGUUAUAGAACACAAUAUUGCCCAGCACAUUAAUGCUUGAGUUGUCAGUAAUACUGUGCCAUUUGUGGACAGAAUCAAGUCUCUCUUUGUUCGUUUUCCACAAGCAUUGACAAUAAAUAUUAAAUAUGUCUGGCAAA
This is a messenger RNA of Solea solea (common sole), 2874 nucleotides long. It is a transcript of the gene cpz, whose product is annotated as carboxypeptidase Z. Lineage: Eukaryota; Metazoa; Chordata; Actinopteri; Pleuronectiformes; Soleidae. Bases 277 to 2289 code for a protein of 670 amino acids. Gene Ontology annotation, biological process: proteolysis. The transcript is spliced from 13 exons. The record is from RefSeq and is a predicted model, not a curated record. Gene Ontology annotation, molecular function: zinc ion binding; metallocarboxypeptidase activity; protein binding.